CCGUGCUAGGCAAUUGGGGCGGACAGUGCUGGACAGACCUCGGCCUCGUCGCGGCGAACGGUAUCACCACGGUCCGGAGUUAGAAGAUUCUUGCGUGACACGAUCUCUAGCUAACACACCCGACCCUUCCUGGAGAUACACGCGCCUGCAGCCUCGAAGCGCCGGGGAGCGGGGGCUCGUCCACCACUUGCACAUUAUACGAGCUGCAUGGUCGUGGGGAUGAAGAUGGCCGCCGUUCGUUCGUUCGACCGCCAGGACAGGUCGUCAGCCACGGGCACUGUCAGAUCCAGGGGCGCCAUCUCACCGGCGGCGACGCAGCGCAACCGUCCCUGGUCGUUCCCCGGUCGGUAUGGCUCGACGAGCGUUAUGGACGGCAUGCUCCGCUCGGACACACUGCGACGCAGGGCGAGGAGGACUUCCGAAGGGAACGUGGUAGAAGAUCUGAUCGACUUUUUCCGCAAUACGCCGCCGCCGCCCGGAAACUUUGUGUCCACGCCGGAUCCUCUUGAUGAGAAGCCGAAAGAGAACAAGCGGUUUGCUUUUUGGCCGUUCCGCAGGAAGGCGAAUGUGGCGGGCAAGGAGGCGCGCGCGGCACCCAGACGCAUCAAGCUUCCAGACUCGGCGGUGGCGGGGACGACUGUCGACGGGUAUCGUCAUAUUGCCAUCUCCAUCCCGAUUGAGUAUGCGCACCUGGAGCUCCUGACCGACAAUACCGCAGUUCCAGGCGCCGAGCAUGCUAAGGCCGGGCAGGUGGAAGAUGAGAGUAAGGUGCCGUCCUUCGUCAAGGCCGACUACAGCUCUCGGACGGAACAAGAUCACCGAAAAGCAGAGCCGUCGGCCCUUCGAACUGGGGAUACGGUCGUCGACGCUGGCACGCCGGCUGCCCCGUCCGAGCUAUCACCGCGUCAAAACACCCGCCGCUCUGGGUCUACUGUGGCCAUGAUGAAGGACGGGCCCGAGAAGAAGCGGGCUUUGCAUCACCAACCUGUCAUCGGGCGCUGGUUGGCCAACAGUGAGGACCUACAAGGCAUCUGGGCUUGUCAAUCGGGGAAUUCACAUCUUCUCGGCAAGCGGCCAUCUUCGCCUGAGAGCGUUUCCAGCACCAGCAGUGAGCCCAUCAAUUCGGAAGCGGAAACGGUGUACAUCCCUUCGCCCUCUUCCGGUGCUGGGCUCCCAAACUCCUCGCGCUCCAACAACUCGGACGAAGAAACGGCCAGCUAUCACACGCCCGCGCUUUCCCCUUCAUCCCCGGGGUUUCCCCCUAGAGAGGCCCCCGAUAUAUGGGGCGAAAGCGAAAACUGGUCAGCUCUGUCCGACUUGUCAGCACCAUACGGCCGGGGCACAUUCCAGACAUCGAGUAGUGCGCAUGGAGCCAGCUUUUCGCAUCAUGUCAUGUACCGGGAUCACCAACCCCAUACGCUCUCGGACAUUCCCUCAGAAACACAGACCCUGCAGAGCUUCCAUCUCGCCCCAACCCCAGUAACGGUGGUGGCCGACAUCGAGCCGUCCACGCAGACACCCUCGCGACACAUAGGGCCCGGCACAAACGAUGAAGCAUCGUCCGCCGAUACCAGCUCCCAACCUCGCACGCCAGUCCUUGUCGAGAGACGCCGCCCCCGACGAGUGCGCGGCAUCUCAGACUUGAGAGUUCUCGCACCGAGCCCGGACCCUUCUCCCUGCGCCUCCCAGGCCGGUCACCCCAGCCCCGUAUCCCAGUCCCCGCCACGCUCCGCGUCGCGCGGGGAUCACAUCCGACGCUACGACGACGGGCGCCAGCGAGCGCGGCAGCGCGAAUUCGACCUCCUCCUCCUAGACCGCCUGGAGAGGCUAGAGCAGGCCUUCGAGCGCUGGACGAGCGCGCUCGUGCCGCUUCUCGGGCGCCGAGCUGGCUUUGCGGCAUGUCGAAUUCUAGCAGUGCUUCCGUGCCCAGUUUAAGGGGAACGCCGGCGGCUUCCGGCAGGCGUGGAGGGGCAGUUCCCACGCCCGACGACUUUCUUAUUGCAGGGCAGAGGGGCGGGCCGAGUCCGGUGGGAGGUGACUGGUGGACGACGUUUGCAGGGAGACGGCACCAGUGUCCUGAAUGGCGUCUGAGUUCCAGCCGACUUGAUGAGCCUCAAUUUCCGCUCGGAGGCAGUGCCGUGGAAGACCCGGGCGGGUGGGGCGGCCUCGAGGUGGUGAUGAGGGAAAUAAUAUCGGGUGCCAUCCCACCUAGGACCUAGGG
Thermothielavioides terrestris NRRL 8126 is the source of this 2221-nucleotide messenger RNA. RefSeq lists its product as uncharacterized. Bases 226 to 1935 code for a protein of 569 amino acids. The record is from RefSeq and is a predicted model, not a curated record. The transcript has 2 exons. NCBI's taxonomy places the organism in Eukaryota, Fungi, Ascomycota, Sordariomycetes, Sordariales, Chaetomiaceae.